UGUUGUGGUGUUUCGUCCUGUGGGACAUCCCUCCCUCCCACAUCCUGCUUCUGUGAGGAUCUGAAGAGGAUGUGCGUACCCCCUCCCUUUCCUCAGUGACUAGAGAGCUGGGCCAAGCAUGUCUGCAGAAGAUGACGUUUUGGCUCUUGAGAAGGCUGAGAGUUUAGCACGAGGAGCAGCUCUGAAAUGGGCCUCGGGUAUUUUCUGUCGUCCUGACCAGUUGACUCACCUUGGUCAGUAUCGGAGGCGGGAGACACAGCGUAAUAACUCUAUACAGUCCCGGCUUAAGUCUGCACUGCAGUCAUACCUAGAAGGGGUAAACCAUGGCUUAUCACAGCUCCAAGUGGCGCUCUCGGAGGUUCAUGUUGUCCAACAGGCCCUGUGUGAGGUGCAGGACAUCUGGCGGGAGGGAGAAGGGUCCCUUGGCAACCUACAACCCAUUCAUCAGCUGGUAAUGGAGCAUGUUCAGCUCUCGGUAGUGAUACAAAGCCUGCCAUACAUCUAUGCUGUGCCAACGAUGAUCACACAGACUCGAGAUCUUAUUGAGAACCAGCAUCUUCUAGAUGCUCACGUCAACCUCAGGAAACUGGAAAGCCUUAGAGAUGAUGUUUUAUACAGAUUACAGAAGGUUGGACCUUUGGUAGAUCCCACUGAUGAUCAAGCUAAUGCAGAGGCCACAGAGUUAGUCCAGCAGUUUUUCACAGGUGUCCAGGGUCUGAGUGAGGAGCUGGCGCAUACACUGUUCUCACUGGCCAGAUCAGCAUUAGGGGUAGCCCGCUCUGACCCCUCUCUAUUAGUCUCUGCCAUUCGUAUCAUUGAACGAGAAGAAUUCCUGGAUGUUGAAGAGACAAAAGGUCCAGUGCUGCAGCCCUGGAAACCACCAGGACGACCCAAACACUGGAGAGAACAAUUCUUUCAUGCUUUGGAGAAAGGUGUUUAUGAGAGAGUAAUGAAGCCUGAGCUACUAUGGGAAAAUUUCUGUGCAACAGAUCUGGCAAAGCAUCUAAAGGAACUUCAAGGUCGCGUGGUGGAAGAGCUUCAGUCUGUGUGUUCUGUUUUAGUACCCUGUGUCCCACCACACUAUGACCUGGUUCGAGGUGUGGCCUUGAUGUGUCACCAUGGCAUUGCUCGCCAUCUUCGUGAUAUUCUUAACCAUGACCUUCCUCAUCCUGCCCUAUACCAUGUUCUAAGCUGGACCAUGACUGUUUAUCCCAGUGAAGAUAUGAUGGGACACCCCAACUUCUCAUCGGAGAUUGAUGUUUCCGAACUGGGACCCCCCAUCCCCCUAGAAAUGCUGGAGGAACAACUAAGUCGUUACGCACGCAGCAUGCGGGCCUGCCUCAGUCAGUGGAUACAUAAGGCAUUGGAAGUGGAGUACUCCGACUGGCUGAGGGAUCAGGAGCCAGAUAAAGACCAGGAUGGCUUCUUUCUAUCAAGUUUCCAGCAUAUUGUUAUGCAGAUGCUGAUGGAAAAUGUGCAGCUGGCAGCAGCUCUGGGAGAAAGUCUGGAGAAUCGGGUGAAAACUGCCGUGCUCUGUGAGAUGGAGAACUGUCUGGUCUGGCUGCGAGAGGCACUGGUGAAAUAUGGCAUUGAGCACAUUAAAGAUAGGACGUAUCCUACCUACUACACACAGUACUUGCUGGCCAUUAUCAAUGGAUGCUGUGCCUUAAGCUCUACAAUCUCACAAUUGCAGCCAGAAGAGUCUGUGAGUAAUAUAUUCAAAAAGGUAACACCCUGUUUACAGACAUCACUGGAAAAGACCCAGAAGAAGGCCUGUCAUCUUUUCCUGGAUGAGCUGCAGACAGAACUCCAGCCACUAUUCAGGGAAAUCCCUUCCCGACCCUGGCUAACAGGCUCUGAUAUUGUGCGUGUCAUAUGUGACAAGAUGGAGGACUUCAGCCAAUACCUGUGCAAGGCCAGAGCCCCAGUAUGCCAGUACCUGCUCAUGCAGACUGAGAGGAUGGUGACCAUUGAGUACGUUCGGGCUCUGAUAUACAGCAAGUUUGUAUGCCGAAGCUCUGGGGAAAGGCAGCAGAUGGCCCACAGGAUGGCGCUGGAUGCAGAGGAGCUGAGCACAGCACUACAGGCUAUGGGUCUAGAGGAAUCUACACUCUGUGUCCCCCUCAUUCAUUCCCUCCAGGAACUCUUUGCCCUAAAGGACCCCUCACUGCUAAGCCUAGAGGUGUCUGGAUUAAUGACAGCAUUUCCUGAUAUCAGUGAUGAUCACGUGUUGGCAUUGCUAGAGCUGCGGGGUGAUGUGACUCGAGAUCUCCGUUGUACGGUCCUCAGCACCAUGCACCGUCAGGCUCUGACUCUUCCAGAUGACUACCGGCCUAUUUUUAUAAGUAUUCCCGUCCCUUCCCGAGCACCCUCAUUUUGCCUUCACCCUAGCUCCUGUGCCUGAGGUAUGACAGCUGAGGUUUUACAGGUGCUCAACCGUGGACAACAAGAAUGUGAAGAAGUAAUAAAUAGCAAGUAGGGGUCCUGCCGAUGGUGGUGACCACCGUAGCAGCUUUUGUCGUGUCAGAGACCACUUUUUUCUGUGGACAGUUCUCAUUAGCAUUUCAGUCAUCUUCCUGCUCAUCGAACUUCAAUGAUAUAUGAAAGAUGAAAUAAAGCUAUUGUAUUAUGACCAGCAAUACAACUGACUAAUAGACUUUUUCUUAUUUUCUUAUUUACCAUUUUCAAGAUCUCUGCUUACUGUCAGUAAAUAGAAAGUGAAAACCUGUACUCACAUAGUGUGGUCUAUGUAUUUGCAGGUAAUGUUAGGCGGGGUUCACACACCAUAUGCAUACUAUACUGUUGAACUAGUCUAGAAAUUCCCACACUAGAAUCUUUUGCAACGUAUGCUGCAGAUAUUUUACAUUACAAAUGAAUGGGAUUUUUUCAAUUUACACUGUACUUUAUGUUACUGCAGAUUUUGCAACAAAUACACUGUGUGUGAACCUGGUCUUAGAAAGAAAGAAAAAAUCCCUGUAGGUUGCUUUGUAACCCCUGCUCUCUGUUUUCAGACAGAAGUCUGAUAGACAGGACUGGAGUGAGCAUAGAGCAGUGCAAGUCCUGCCCUUACUUUCUGGACUUUGUCCUAGCUGAAGCACAGGCUGGGACAAAGGGACAGGAUUAUGUUCUGAAUGUUGUAAUAACUCAUGAUUUCUAUAAAAAGGAAAUAAAAUUUUCUUAUGAAGUAUAUUAGAAAGGUAAUUUUUUUGCCAAGAUAUACGACAUGUUUUUGACUCUUACAGUGCCAAUUUUAAUAGACUUAACCCCUUAAG
Messenger RNA from Hyla sarda, 3272 nucleotides. RefSeq names its product exocyst complex component 3 like 1 (gene EXOC3L1). Gene Ontology annotation, cellular component: exocyst. NCBI's taxonomy places the organism in Eukaryota, Metazoa, Chordata, Amphibia, Anura, Hylidae. Gene Ontology annotation, molecular function: SNARE binding. Gene Ontology annotation, biological process: exocytosis; exocyst localization. The transcript has 13 exons. The record is from RefSeq and is a predicted model, not a curated record. Bases 119 to 2404 code for a protein of 761 amino acids.